Camellia sinensis is the source of this 1382-nucleotide messenger RNA. NCBI's taxonomy places the organism in Eukaryota, Viridiplantae, Streptophyta, Magnoliopsida, Ericales, Theaceae. The record is from RefSeq and is a predicted model, not a curated record.
AAAAAAAAAAAAAAGCAAGUGAAAGGCAACUCUACGUACUUGACAAAUUUUGCAAAACCCUUGAGUUCGAACUCGCGACGGCGUUGACAUCAGCUAUAAUCUAGCUACAACCCUGAUUCAAAAUUGACAUUAUGGAAGAGAUCGUCAGGUUUAUGAACUUUCACGAAUGGAUCACUGAGAGAAAUUUCGACGAAAUUUGGGAGACUCAUGAGUGCAACAUUAUUGGACUUGGUAGUUUAUUUAUUGAAGUACUUAAUAAAAUAAUUAGGCUGUUGAUAGAUAUUCACGAACAUGAUGGUUUCAAUGGUGAUCUGUGGAAUAAUUUAAGGAUUAGGCAGAUUAGGCGCACAAAUGCAUCUGGAUCUUGGGACCUAUGGGGGUGAAUUUGGCUGUGAACUCUCUUCCAAACCUUAGCCUAAUAGGUGGGAUUAUUCUUGACGUUCAACACUUUAGACACAUGGUACGUUUAGCUGAGAUAAUAUUUCCUUUAGACGUUCCCCUUCCUCAUGCUUAUGACAGCUUUUUACAACAUUAUGGGUUUGAUGAAGGCCAAUAUUUUCAAACAGUCCUUGCACGUGAUCCUGCACGUGAUCCUACUCCUUAUGAAGUUAAGAAAAUUGCAUUUUUUAAUUAUUCUCAUCCACUUUUUUUCAACAAAGUGGAUAGAGUUCACUUUAUUUAUAAAGUGUACGAAAUCCGAAAGAGAAAUUCAAGAGAAUUCAACCGUCUUGUCCGUUUAGAUCAAAGCACCCCUCUUGCGAAUAUGGAUGAUUGGCUGAAUAGAAUCUUAACAAGUAAUAAUCAACAAUAUUGGCUUAAUGAUCAGUCGCCACUGCGGCAAGUUCUGUAUUUCAAGAAUGAACAAGGACAAUCUGUUUUUCGAAGCUAUUUUGCGGUGCCAUGUGAAGUGGUAAAUUACUUAAGGAUUGUUUGUGAACAUGGAAGGGACAUCAAUCGAAAUAUUUCCUCUGGAAAAAUCGUCAAGGUGCUGCACCAAGUUCUCCCUGAUGCCUUGUCCAAGAUACAUUUCGUCUUAUUUAUUACUUUUUUUGAUAACAUUUGUCUAAGAAAUUUGAAUGCUAAUGACAUUGUCAAACUAAUGAAGCAAGGUCCUUUUGGCUACAAGGGGCUCAAACUCAGAUUAUGGCAUGGAGUGCAGUGAUUUCAUGAGGGUGGUGUUGAAGAUGGAGACUAGGAAGGACUCAAGCACUGGUUGGAAAUUACUAGGAGGCAUACAUUCAUUAUUUCUCUGUUUUUCAGUAUGAAUACUGGAUAUUUAGUGGUUUGUGGGAUUGUUUGUUUCUUUAUUUGAGUGUGGAGAUUAAUAUUUUGUUUCUUUGCUAAGAUAAUAUAUUAUUUUAAUAUUUUAGUCAGAACCUCAA